AAGGUAAGGUAAGCUACAUUCAACGGAGAAGUGAUGAGGCUGCGGCGUAGCUUUAACUACAAACAUAUGCACAACAGAUAGAUACAAAAGAUCACUCACCCUCCUCCCUUUUAACCUCACAAAUUUCAUGAAUCAUUGCUUCCUCACUCGUCUCCAUUGCUUCUUCUCCUCCUCCCCACACAUCAAUCUCAUUCUUGACUAAUUAUAUGUUGUAAUAAAAUUCCAUCCUCAACAGGGAGGCAAAUCAAUCAAUGGCUUCUCUUCCCUUCGUUGUUGACAAGGGUUGUUGUAGUCUUGUCGGGAACAGGAACUACAGUCUGCCAUUCUUAUCUUUUUCUGUUAAAAAUUCAAUUUUUAAGAUCAAGGCAACAAGAAAGGAUUAUGGGCAAGUGGGGGGUGCUGAUUCUGAUGGUGAUGGUGAUGCUAUUCAGGCUGCAAUCAACAAGACUCACAAACUUUUAGCUGUGCAGAAACAACUGAUUAACCAGAUUGCAGAAAGAAGGAAAUUGGUGUCAUCUAUAAAUAAUGCAGUGAAUGAUGCUGAAUUUUCAAAACAGGGAGACGGAUCUUUCCCUAGUUUAGAGAGUGCUGAAGGUCGUGGUUCUGAUACUUUUGAAGAAGGUUAUGCUCCAGAUUUUCUAUCUGGUAGUAGCCAUGAUGUAUCAGUGGAUGAGUCACAGGAAGAUCCAUCCCCAACUAUUAGUGAAGAUUAUGAUGAACAUACAAAUCAAAUUGGAAAAGCCCUUAUUUUUGAAAACUCUGUGGAUUACACUUCUUCUAAAGAGCUGAUAACCCCUCCUUCGAAGCAAGUGUAUCACAAUGAGCUUCCUCCCUUUCUUUCAGCUGCUUCUUCAUCAACUCCACAAUAUGAAAAGUAUGAAAGAUUGAAAGAUUCAAAAGUAGAGGAGCCCCAUCAUGAAGCCAAAGAUGUUUAUGUGAAGAACCCUCCUUUAGCUGGGGCUAAUGUGAUGAAUGUUAUAUUGGUUGCUGCAGAAUGUGCUCCAUGGUCGAAAACAGGUGGACUUGGAGAUGUUGCUGGAGCUUUACCAAAGGCAUUGGCUCGGCGAGGGCACAGGGUUAUGGUUGUGGUACCUCUCUAUGGAAAUUAUGCCGAGCCCAAGAAUACAGGGAUAAGAAAGUUGUAUAAGGUUGAUGGCCAGGAUAUGGAAGUGACUUACUUUCAUGCUUAUAUAGAUGGUGUAGAUUUUGUUUUCAUUGAAAGUCCUCAAUUUCGGCAUAUGGGAGACAAUAUAUAUGGAGGGAACCGGACGGAUAUUUUAAAACGCAUGGUUUUAUUCUGCAAAGCAGCAGUUGAGGUUCCUUGGCACGUUCCAUGUGGCGGGGUCUGCUAUGGAGAUGGAAAUUUAGUCUUCAUUGCAAAUGACUGGCAUACUGCCUUAUUACCGGUUUACCUGAAAGCAUAUUAUCGUGACAACGGAUUGAUGAAGUAUACAAGAGCAGUCUUAGUAAUCCAUAACAUAGCGCACCAGGGUCGUGGUCCUGUAGAUGACUUCGCCUUUGUCGAUCUUCCAGCACACUACUUGGACCUCUUUAGGAUGUAUGACCCAUUAGGAGGUGAGCACUUCAAUAUUUUUGCAGCUGGUUUGAAGACAGCUGAUCGUGUUGUUACAGUGAGUCAUGGAUAUGCGUGGGAGCUUAAAACACCUGAAGGUGGAUGGGGUUUGCAUGGAAUAAUAAAUGAGAAUGACUGGAAAAUGAAGGGGAUUGUAAAUGGGAUUGACACACAAGACUGGAAUCCUCAGAUAGAUAUUCACCUGAAAUCUGAUGGUUACACCAACUACUCUUUGGAUACACUUCAGACUGGCAAACCACAAUGCAAGGCAGCAUUGCAAAAGGAGCUUGGUUUGCCUGUCCGUAAUGAUGUUCCAUUAAUUGGGUUCAUAGGGAGACUUGACCAACAGAAAGGUGUUGAUCUGAUAGGUGAAGCAGUUCCUUGGAUAGUAGAUCAGGAUGCACAGCUGGUUAUGUUGGGAACCGGGAGACCUGACCUUGAGCAGAUGCUAAGACAAAUCGAGAGUCAGCAUCAUGAUAAAAUUAGAGGAUGGGUUGGCUUCUCUGUAAAGACUGCUCAUCGAAUAACCGCUGGUGCUGACAUAUUGCUGAUGCCAUCCCGAUUUGAGCCUUGUGGAUUAAAUCAACUUUAUGCAAUGUCCUAUGGUACUAUACCAGUUGUGCAUGCUGUGGGUGGAUUGCGAGAUACUGUUGAGCCAUUUAAUCCUUACGAGGAGUCUGGGGUUGGUUGGACUUUUGAUAGGGCCGAGUCAAGUCAGCUCAUUCAUGCAUUGGGAAACUGUUUAUUGACUUACCGCCAGUACAAGUCAAGUUGGGAGGGGCUUCAGAGACGUGGGAUGACACGUGAUCUGAGUUGGGAUAAUGCAGCUGAGAAUUAUGAGGAAGUCCUUGUUGCUGCUAAGCACCACUGGUAAGUUUAUGUAAUAGAACUAGAACAGAAUGUGUUGCUGCAGCCAGCAGGUGCAGGUGACCAUCUGCAUCUACUGAUACUGUUUAAACAACUUAGUAACUGCAAGGACCUACAGCAGAUUCUAGCAGGUAGUAAAUAUUGAAUGCAUGGUUAAGAACAAUAACAUCAGUCCCUGCCAGUGUUGUAUUCAAUCACCUGUGUGUAUAUAUCUGUCUUUAUUAA
Daucus carota subsp. sativus is the source of this 2665-nucleotide messenger RNA. RefSeq names its product granule-bound starch synthase 2, chloroplastic/amyloplastic. The record is from RefSeq and is a predicted model, not a curated record. The coding region runs from base 252 to 2447 and encodes 731 amino acids. Lineage: Eukaryota; Viridiplantae; Streptophyta; Magnoliopsida; Apiales; Apiaceae. Gene Ontology annotation, molecular function: alpha-1,4-glucan glucosyltransferase (UDP-glucose donor) activity. The transcript is spliced from 8 exons.